AUGUCUGAAUCUCCUUCGCCUCCUCCUUGGAGUAUCGGCAACAUGGCCAACAGUGCUGCCCAAUUCAUGCGGCUUCCGGUCCUCGCUUCCUCUGGUCUGGCUGUGGUUGCAAGUGGGCUCCUAUACUUCAAGCAAAAUGAACUAAUCUACCCCCGCAAUGUUCCUGUGGAUGCACGCACGAAUGUCCCCAGCCCUCGCCAAUUUGGUAUUACCAACUUUGAAGACCUUCAGAUCCCCACCCCCGACGGAGAGUCUUUACACGCCUUGUUCCUACGCCAACGACCAAGCCGCUCCGCUCGCAAUGUAACGAUUCUGAUGUUCCAUGGAAACGCAGGCAACAUCGGACAUCGCGUCCCCAUUGCCAAAGCUUUGCAGGAUACGCUUCAGUGCAAUGUGUUCAUGCUCGAAUACCGCGGCUACGGGAUGUCAACGGGUACACCAGACGAAGGCGGCAUUAAGAUAGAUGCUCAGACUGGUCUUGACUACCUGCGCCAGCGCCCAGAGACCAGGGAUACCCAUAUUGUUGUCUAUGGACAAAGUCUCGGUGGUGCUGUGGCCAUCAAUCUGGUUGCUACCAAUGAGGAUCAAGGUGAUAUUGCAGGACUGAUCUUAGAGAACACUUUCCUAAGUAUUCGCAAGUUGAUUCCGAACGUCUUUCCCCCCGCACGGUAUCUUGCACGGUUCUGUCACCAAUAUUGGAACAGUGAAGAUGUGCUACCAAAGAUCACCAAGACUCCAGUGCUUUUCAUGAGUGGACUUAAGGACGAGCUUGUUCCCCCGUCAAAUAUGACCCAGUUGUAUGCGGUUUGCAAUGCCGAAACUAAGGUCUGGCGCACACUCCCGAACGGCGGCCACAACGACUCCGUUGCUGAGCCAGGCUAUUUUGAGCACAUCCAUUCUUUUAUUACGGAAGAAGUGCUAUCUGGUAAACAGUGA
Messenger RNA from Penicillium bovifimosum, 936 nucleotides. Its product is annotated as alpha/beta hydrolase. The transcript is spliced from 4 exons. The record is from RefSeq and is a predicted model, not a curated record. NCBI's taxonomy places the organism in Eukaryota, Fungi, Ascomycota, Eurotiomycetes, Eurotiales, Aspergillaceae. Gene Ontology annotation, cellular component: membrane. The coding region runs from base 1 to 936 and encodes 311 amino acids. Gene Ontology annotation, molecular function: palmitoyl-(protein) hydrolase activity.